GCUGUGCUGUAUACUCUAGUUGGUGGUCUGUAUUCGGUUGCUUAUACUGAUGUUAUUCAGCUCCUUUGCAUAUUUAUCGGACUGUGGCUGAGUAUCCCAUUUGCAAUGACAAAUAAGGCAGUGACCAAAAUAUCUACAACAGCCCCAAUAUGGAUGGGUGAAUGGCCAGUGAACUACGGAUACUGGAUUGACCAUGCAAUGCUUCUGGUAUUUGGAGGCAUUCCUUGGCAGGUGUAUUUUCAACGAGUCCUUGCUUGUAAAACUCCAGCCAAGGCACAAUUCCUGUCGUUCGCUGGYGCAUUUGGUUGUGUGAUCAUGACAAUCCCAGCUGUUUUAAUCGGAGCUAUUGGCGCAUCAACUG
Messenger RNA from Actinia tenebrosa (Australian red waratah sea anemone), 361 nucleotides. RefSeq names its product high-affinity choline transporter 1-like. Lineage: Eukaryota; Metazoa; Cnidaria; Anthozoa; Actiniaria; Actiniidae. The record is from RefSeq and is a predicted model, not a curated record. Gene Ontology annotation, biological process: transmembrane transport; choline transport; acetylcholine biosynthetic process. Gene Ontology annotation, molecular function: choline:sodium symporter activity. Gene Ontology annotation, cellular component: plasma membrane.